GUCCAACUAUGGUUACUUGCAUCCCUCUAAUCUACAUUUACACUAGCUUUGAUGCUCUCCAAGUUAAAUCUCCAAUCAGUGACGUUGGUCCAACUGUUCCGAGGAGCUUCACGUCCGAGCUUUCUUUCCUGCUUACAGGAACAAGGGAACAAGUGUGAUAUGAUAUCUCCCUGUGCGUGUAAAUGUGGUAUUAGCCAGUAAAGCGCCUCCUCUUUCCCCAGCUGAAGCUCCUGUUGCCCCCCGACUUCUGCAGGUUUCAAUCGCUUUUCAUCUCUAUAAAUUUUUAUCUUAUUCAUAAUCAUAUAUAUCUCUAUACUCAAUACAUAUUUUCAAAAGUAUCUCUUCCAAAGGUAUCAAUAUACAUUAACAUCAAUAUGACUACAAGAAAGAGAAAGGCUGAUGAUGAGGAGCUCGUUGCUCUUCCUUCGGACGAGAGUGAAGAGGAAGAAGAGUAAGUGUUGCAUCUCCUAUUCAUCGAUGGAUCUGUGAUGUCGCGUAUAGAUUUCAAUGGUGCAAUUCAUCACAUUGAGUCAGCUAUUGCAUGUUGUUAGAUCGGGUCGCAAGUUUUCUGAUGGAAUUGCAUCUAUGGUUUGAUAUUGAUUGAUAGGUCGAUCAUCGCAUCACUCGCUGUACUUGUUUGGUUUGUUUCAUUUAUUUCAUCGAUACAAUCGUAACUAAUCACCCCAUCUCAUUAGGUAUGAAGACUCCGAUGCUGAAGCACCAGCUGCGGCAUCUGCUGCUUCAGAUGAAGAUGAUAGCGACGAGGAUGAGGAAGAGUUAGAAGAAGACGAAGUUCAAGGUAUGCGACGACAUGCUAAAACUUGUCAACUUGCAGCCCUUCACAGCCGAUACCCCUUACGAACCUACUAACUUUCCUCCGUACAGAAACGGCACCUCCAACUAAAAAGCGCAAAUUCGUCGCAAACGACUUGACCGAUGACAAGGAUGAAGUCGCUCCCGUCAAUGAUGAUGAAGGUGAUGAUAAUGAACUCGAUGAAGACGAACCGGCGGAUGACGGAUUAGAAGAUGAAGAAGAUACCGAUCCAGAAGAGACAGUUUGUCACCCAGGACCUACAAGUAAAGCUGCUGAAGUGAAAGGAGGAAUCAUUCCAAAGGAGGAUAAUUUGGAUGAGGUUGAAGCAGCCGUUGCUGAUGAUGAAGAUGAUGAGUAGAUAAGCUUCCUUAUCGUCAUAUCAUUGUUGCAAUGCGCAGCGUAUCCACUUCAACUAAGAGACCGUGCGGGAUGCGAAAUGAGAAACGAAUGGUUGGGAUGAGAUGGGAUGAGGGAUUUUUUGGGACGGAAAUUUAUGGCCGGGCAUCGGAUAUGAAGUUGGUAAUUUGGUUGGAAAGGUGUAAUAGGGAAACAAAAAGGGGCCAAAAUGGAGAUUAUUGUGUAAAAGAAGUUUCCUGUGCUUAAUUUGGUUGCUUACCUACCUUUUAGAAUUUCUUCAUAUUGUCUUUCUUGAAUCUCAUUUCAUCAUCUAUUUACCUAUUAAAGUU
Molecule: messenger RNA, 1500 nt
Organism: Sclerotinia trifoliorum
Lineage: Eukaryota; Fungi; Ascomycota; Leotiomycetes; Helotiales; Sclerotiniaceae
Source: the annotation of a GenBank genome assembly